CAGUAGGUGGCGGUAAUGCACUAUUUUAGUUGGAUGCCAACCCCCGUAAAACAACAGUGAAGAAUAGGAAAAUAAACAUGGCGUCCGGACAGCAAUGGGUAUUGGUGGAAAUGGUGCAGGCAUUUUAUGAGGCACCCGCGUAUCAUCUGAUUCUGGAGGGGAUCCUCAUACUGUGGAUCAUCAGACUUCUGUUCUCUAAAACCUACAAACUUCAUGAGACAUAUAAACUGACAGAGAAGGAAAAGGAGGACUUGAUCGAGGAGUGGCAGCCAGAGGCUCUUGUUCCUCCCGUUUCCAAAGACCAUCCCUCCCUCAACUACGGCGUUGUCACAGGGUAAAACAGACAGAAAGCCCCUCUGCUUUACUUACUGCUUUUAAAUAAUAAUUGAAAACUCAAA
Molecule: messenger RNA, 398 nt
Organism: Micropterus dolomieu (smallmouth bass)
Lineage: Eukaryota; Metazoa; Chordata; Actinopteri; Centrarchiformes; Centrarchidae
Product: serine palmitoyltransferase 1-like
Exons: 3
Coding region: 78-338 (86 amino acids)
Source: RefSeq, a predicted model, not a curated record